GAGGGAUUAUUCAUUUUCCGACCAAAAAACGAAAAAGGCAAAUCCAAAGACGGAGAAGAAGAAGAGUCGCGAAGGAAUGGGGAAGGGCAAGGUGCAUCCCUCGCCGCCGCCAGCUGCCGCGGCCGCGGCCGCGGGCGGCGGAGCCGGGGAGACGACGGCGGAGGCGGUGCUGAUGCGGCUGAUGCCGGCGGCGGUGCUCGCGGCCGCGGCGCCGCUCGGGGCCGAGGGGAAGGAGGUGCUGGCGUACCUGGUGCUGGCGUCGCUGCGGUCCUCGGCCCCGCCGACGCCGGCGCGCGGGGACGGGCACCGCCCGGAGCUCGGGUGCGGCUGCUUCGGGUGCUACACGGCCUACUGGUCCCGCUGGGACGGGUCCCCCGAGGGCGACCGCGAGGCCAUCCACCGCGCCAUCGAGGCGUUCGAGGAGCACCUGGCGGAGGAGGAGAAGGGCCGCGGGAAGGGAGGCGGGCCCCGCCGCGGGCGGAAGAAGCGCGCCGAGGGCAAGGGGAGGUGGAAGGUGAAGAAGGAAAAGGAGGUGGAGGUCGGCGCCGAUCCACUCCCGCCCCCGUCCGAUCUCCCCGCCCCGGAGGAGGCCCCCAAGGCGGAGGACGGCGCGGAGUACCUGACGGCGGAGGACGAGAAGGAGGAGGACGCUCCGACCGCGGCCGCCGGCGCCGAGGAUGAGAAGCGGCGGCGCUGGUGGGGCUCCGUGCUGAGCUGGAAGGCGUGGGGCCUCUGAGGGUCCCACUAGUCAGGUCCCUCCCCUCGCUACGCUUCGCCCUGUUCAAUUAGUUAGGUUUGGUGCUUUCUUUGCUUGCUGCUAUCGCUGGGGUUUAGCUGCUGCUGCUGCUGCUGCAGGUGGAUUAGUUGGUGAUGGUUAGUACUCCUACGCUAUUUGGCAGUCUGGAUGGGGAUGCUGUGUUUUAGUAUCUGUUGGUGCGGUGUGUCACGUGUUAGGCUCUUCUCUUGUGUACUGUACAUACACGCAGGCAUGGAGUGUGUGGUUUGGUUGGUGUAAAUUAUCAUUGUAAUGUAAUGUACUCCUACUAAUGUAAAUGCGGCAGUAGUUGUGAUA
Messenger RNA from Zea mays, 1072 nucleotides. RefSeq lists its product as uncharacterized. The record is from RefSeq and is marked validated. NCBI's taxonomy places the organism in Eukaryota, Viridiplantae, Streptophyta, Magnoliopsida, Poales, Poaceae. Bases 77 to 736 code for a protein of 219 amino acids. The transcript has a single exon.